GAUAACAGACCUGAGCCGGUGCCCUGCAGGUACGAGGCAGAGCUGGCCAUCCGCACAUCAGUGGAGAGCGACAUUGCGGGGCUGCGCAAGGUGCUGGAUGACACCAACAUGGCACGGCUGCAGCUGGAGGGGGAGAUCGAGGCACUGCGUGAGGAGCUCAUCUUCAUGAAGAAGAACCACGAGGAGGAGGUGAACGCACUGCAGGCCCAGGCGGCCUCCGCGGGGCUGACGGUGGAGGUGGACGCACCGCAGGCGCAGGACCUGGGCCAGGCACUGGCAGAGCUGAGGGCGCAAUACGACGUGUUGGCCAAGAAGAACCUGGAGGAGCUGGAGAAGCAGUGGGGGCAGCAGAUCACGGAGACCACGCUGGAGGUGACACAGAGCACAAAGGAGGUGGACACAGCACGGAGCCGAUUGCUGGAGCUGCGCCGCUCAGUGCAGAGUCUGGAGAUCGACCUGGAUGCCCUGCGCAGCCAGAACGCGGGGCUGGAGGGCAGCCUGGCAGAGACGGAGGCGCGAUACGGGGCACAGCUGGAGCAGCUGCAGGGCCUGAUCCUGCGCGGGGAGGAGGAGCUGGCGCAGGCACGGGCAGAACUGCAGCGUCAGAACCGGGAGCACUGCGCCCUGCAGGACGCCAAGAGCAAGCUGGAAGCUGAGAUUGCCACGUACCGUGCGCUGCUCGAGGGAGGAGAGGGGUUCAGUCUGCAGGAUGCUCUGGGGACGGAGGGGACGGUCACUACGCAGCGCAGCACCCAGAGGACGGUGGAUGGCAAAGUGGUGUCCGAGAGCAAAGAGGUCAAAGUGCGGAGCUACUGAGGGGGGGACGGCGAGGUGCCACCCCCUGCCCCACAAAUAAAGGAGCAAAGUGACAAA
Molecule: messenger RNA, 873 nt
Organism: Centrocercus urophasianus (Greater sage-grouse)
Lineage: Eukaryota; Metazoa; Chordata; Aves; Galliformes; Phasianidae
Gene: KRT18
Product: keratin 18
Exons: 5
Biological process (GO): intermediate filament cytoskeleton organization
Cellular component (GO): keratin filament
Molecular function (GO): structural molecule activity
Source: RefSeq, a predicted model, not a curated record